CAGGAGGCGGGAAGUGCUGGCGGAAAUACGCUUCGUGAAUACAGGGGGCGGGUUUGAAUGGUGUAACUGAGGGACCGUGUGCCGUUUGCAAUAUUCGAGAGCGGCGCAAGACGUUCCGAGGCUUGCUACCCAAAACCGCCAGGCGUGGUUCUGCCUUGCCCGGAGGGGUGACUGUGGCUGCAUGGCGCGCUGUGGGGGAGACGCCGCCUCUGGAGGGACCCGGGAAGGAAGAGGGAGAGGCGGGGACAAGGGUGUCUUGGAGAGGCGGAGACUGAAGGAGAUGGUGGCCCGGCAACUAAGUCAGGAUGUGAACAGGCUUCUAAAAGAGGAAAUUCAAACUGACAUAAUUUUCUGUGUUGGAAAUACCCUAUUUAAAGCACACAAGGCUCUGCUUUCAGUGAGAGUUCCCAACUUUUUUUCACACAUAGCUGGAGGAGCAUUCAAUAACGCUAACACUUGUAAAGUUAUCCAUCUGGAGAAUGUGGAACCAUCUGAAUUUAAAAGAUUCCUGCAGGUUGUGUAUUCAUCUGAUAGAAAUGUGAAAGAGGCCGAGCAAGUGAUUCUCCAGAAAAAGAUAUCACAGACUAGAUUAAUUCAGGAAGAUGAAAGUCUUAAAUUCACCAAUCUACAUGAUGAUCCAGAUCAUGGAAGGAUAUCUGGUCCUCAGAAUUUCCCAAGUGGAGCUGUGGAAACAGCAGCUGUAGCUUCUUUUAUUGCAAAUGAAAUUUCUGAAGAAACUGUUGAUGCUGAAGGCAAUGUGACUGUGUCAGAUAAUUAUAAAGGAGAAACCGCAUCUGAUUUAGGAAAAGAGUUGUUGAUGCUCUACGAGAAAUCUUGGUUUUCAGAUAUUACUAUCUGGAUUGAUGGAAAACCGUUUCAAGGGCACAGGGCCAUUUUAUGUGCCAGAUCUAGUUAUUUUUCUGCUAUGCUGAAUGGGAGAUGGGCUGAAAGCAUUCAAGAGCACAUCACUCUUCAAGGCAUAAACCAGGUAGAAAUGACUGUUGUUCUGAAUUUUAUCUAUGGCGGAAUUCUGGAUUUUCCAAAUAAAGCAGACGCUGGUUGCAUCUUAAGGAUUGCAGACAUGUAUGGAUUAGAGGGUCUGCGAGAAGUAGCAAUUUAUAUUCUGAAAAAGGACUACUGCAACUUUUUUCAAAAGCCUGUCCCUGGAAAACAUCCGCCUGUGAUGGAAUGUCUGGCUAUUGCUCAUUCAGUAGGAAUAGAAAACUUGUAUGAUUCUUGUAUGAAGUGGCUAGUGAGGCAUUUUGUAAAAUGUUGGUCAGAGAAGAGCUUUGCCAGUUUACCUGCUGAAUUACAGAAUAAUUGUCUAAGAAUAUUGAUCCACUCUUUGAGUCCACAGAACGCAGCCCAUCUCCUGAUGGAAACCGACCGACUGAUUGGUAGCCUUCCCCACGUAAAAUGGACUGAAGCAGCUCUUGCCUUAGCAUCGAAGCUGCAAGAAGAGUGUGUGGCAUUUAUGGUGGCGAAUUUUCCCCAGCUAAUACAGAGUGAGAACUUCUUCACCUUGUUACAGGCUCAGGCCAUGAGCAGCAAACCUGACCUUCUCGAUAGCGUGCUUGAGGCCGUUGAGAAGAGCAUUAACACUGAGAACAGUUGCCAUCUUCUGGUAGCUAUGGAUGAUUUGUUGAGUUCUGCAAGUGUGAAAGAAAUGGGGUUUACGUGCAAGAUACAGGCUCUGCGUGAUAAGCUGUGGAUCUUCCUGGUUCGGUCUUUUUAUGCUGUUCGUCACACAGAGAGCUGGAAGCUGCUGAAGGCAGACGAUCAGCAGAAAAUACAAGCAGCUGCUUUUGACAAAGGUGAUGACAGAAGACCUGCCAAAAAGCCAGUGUUCACUAGUUCUCAGUUGAACAGGUGCAUUUCUGACCCUUUUGUAAUCAAAUCUACUUCUUGGGAAGCCGUCCGAAAGAAGAACUGUUGGGGCAGUUCUUCCACUAAUCAGGAUAAAAUGAAAUCCGAUGGAUUAGGAGCAUCUGGACACACAUCAGCUACCAACAGGAGCAGCACUAAUAAGGCUUUGAAACAUGACGAUUUAAAGGGGAAAGAGGGUAAAAAAACAGGUUGCAAGAUUACAAAAGAGUCCAAGAUGGGGGAGAAAAUGCCAUCGCCAAAGGCUAGAGCUGUUAUAAAGCCAAAAACAGAAAGUAAUGGAAACAUUAAGGGUGAAGGUAUGCUUUCAAAACAAGAUUCUGAGCGCUCUUUACCUGCGGGUGGCCACAAAAAUACAGGAAGUGGAAAAGCCAUGAAAAAUCAAGAAAGUAAAACUGCAGGUGCCCGACCAAAAACACAUCCUGGAAACUCAAGUGUACAGAUUAAAGCAAAACCUUUGAAAAAAGCCACAGGAAAGGAAUCUCCUUCUCUUCUUACGGGUACGGGAACUCUAAGCAAAUCAGACAAUUCUAGCACAGAUCUACAGAUGUCCAUUGAACAACUAGAUGAACGCAAGGAGGAAAAGUUACCAGAUGAAGGCAAAAAGCACCCAGCUUUGAAAACAAAGUCUGCUUUGAAGAUGACUAAUGGAGCCCCUGCUAAAAAACAUGUGAAUGAUCUUGAGGCUAAUAUUUCAAUAAACAGUGUUAUGAAGAAAUCUAUUGGAAAAGGUAGCAGUGAGCACAUACCACAAGCAGUUUUGAAGAAAAAGCGAAAAGAAGCUGGCUGUUCUACUGUUCAACAAAAGACUAACAAUGCUAAUGCUAGUAAAAACCAAGGACCACAGGGAGAUUCACCAAAUCCAUUGAAGCUUGGACUUUCUCCAAAACAAAAUGAAGAAAAAGAUAUGGCACAACUUUUGACAAACUCAGACAAGCAAUGUUUGUCAAAGAAAAAAUCUAAAUCAGCACAAACUGCAUCAGCUAAUGCUACUGCAAAAAUAAUAGUAGUGACAUCAAAAAACCAGACCCAUUCCAAGAAGAAUGAAAUAGUGAAUAAUAAAGACCAAAAACAGAAAGUGGUUGCUGGGCAAUCAGUAUUAAAGCUGCAGUCUGUAAGCCAGAAGCAUCCCAAAAGUGAGUCACCUGUUCACAAGAACAUUCAUGGAGAAAGGCAAAAAAGUUCAAGUCAAAAACUUGAGCACUCUGCCACUUUGGGAGGUCAACUGCACAAUAGCAACAAAUCCAGCCCAGGGAAGAAAAAUAAUAGUGAAGUAUGUACAGUAGAAGUAAAUAAAAAUGACACACCUGAAUUAGAAAAAGGACAUUUGGAGUCCCCUUAUGUCACAAAGAGGAAUGUGCCAAGGGAACAUGAAAAGGAAGAACAGUAUAUUUGUAAGGAUGAUAAAUCUCCAGUGAUUAAAAAUAAUGAAGAAUGUAACACUAUUGAUUUGUGCUGUAUCGAAAAGCAUAAGAAUACUUUGUGUGAGAACGAUAGCGAGAAUUUUACCACCUCGGUUUCAAAAGAGGAAAUACUAAGAUGCAAAAAGGUUCUUGGUUCCCACAAUCCUUUGAAACAUUCAGGAGAAAAUAAGAACCAAGGAAAAUCAACUGAUUAUAAAUAUAAAAGUACCUCAGAAACUGAAAUUGCUGUUAAUGAUAAUUCAUCACACAACUUAUCUGAAGCAGCCAAUGACAGCUCUAAUUCUGAACAUGAAGAAAAUAAGUCUUCUAAAGCCUGUGUGGUUGGAUCCGAAAGUGCCGAUGAAUUCUCUGACAAGUCCGCUUUGACCGAAUCACGGUCUGCUACAGUAGAAUCCGACAUCGCUUCAAAAUCUUUCCCAGUACACAUCACAGAAAAAUGCUCAUCGAAAGACACAGAUACCACCGAAACACCAGAGAGCCAUGAAAACUCAGAAGCUCCUUUUACAGAUCAUUGGAACUUGAGUUCCAAUGAUCCAAAAGAAAGCCCUGAAUCUGACACUGGCAGUGCAACAACAUCAUCAGACGAUAUAAAGCCAAGAUCAGAAGACUAUGAUGCUGGCGGAUCUCAGGAUGAUGAAGGAUCAAAUGAAAGAGGGAUUUCAAAAUGCAGCACUAUGUUAUGCCACGAUUUUCUUGGAAGAAGCAGCAGUGAUACCAGUACACCUGAAGAACUAAAAAUCUAUGAUACUAGUUUAAGAAUUGAAGUAAAAAUGAAAAAGGAGAACUCUGAUCUCUUCCGGGUUAUUUCAACAAGUGAUGACGAGAUCCCUAGAAGAAAGACUGAAACAUGGUCACAUCAAGACGAGAGGAAAAGUGGCCCCAAGGGGAAUACUAAUUUUGCGACUGUACAGUUUCCUCAAGAAGGAGAUCAGGCGUCCUCUUCAGCAGAUGAAACAGAAGAUGAAAAAUCUGAAAAUGAAAAUGUUGUAGAAAACCUGCCUUCAUCAGAGCUUCCUGUUCAGCAGUUCCAUGGAAUAGUGAAUCUGGCUUUUGAAGAUGCAGCAGAAAAUGAUAUUGAAAGUCAAGAGUUUUCUGCAACUAAGAACUUUAAACGGUCUGUGUUACUUUCAGUGGAUGAAUGUGAAGAACUGGGAUCUGAUGAUGGCGGAGAAGCCCAUGCGUGUUCUGUGGAUGCUGGAACACCCUCUGAUGUGUUUGAUGGUGUUUCCCAUGAACACCAAGGAAAAACGUAUUAUUCAAGAUAUUCAUUAGAAAUAGAAGAUGGAUUUCUGGAAGAACAUAAUAAGGGAACUGAGAGCUGUUCUGUAGGUCCUCAAGACAGUGAGCAAAAAGCAAAGGAUAACCUGAGUACUUCAGCCACAGAAGAAAAGUAUUCAGAAGAAAAGUAUUCAAAGAAUGUAGGAAACGGCUAUCCUCUCACUGAAGACAACAAUGAAAAUGGCAAGAAUGAAGAGAAUAAUGAACUUCAGUGCAAUAAACUUAUUGACAGUGACCCAAAAUCUCAAGGAAGGCCUUGUCACUUGGAUCUUCAUCAGAGAGAUAAUACCGAGUUGCAAAAGAGCAGCUCCACAAAACCUGUAGAUUCCUGUAAAAAUCAGUCACUGAUUCAGAAAAGUCACAUGAAAGAAAGUGAGCCAGCAUCUACUGAAUACUCUAACUCUGCUUUAUCUGCAGGAGACAUAGAUGAUUGUGACAGAUUGACACAAACCUGCAUGUAUGAGCAUCGGCCUCCAAAAACCCUUUCUCCAAUAUAUGAGAUGGAUGUUGGAGAAGCUUUUGAGCAGAGGAUGGAGUCGGAAGUGAGCAUUCUUGAUGUGGAUUUUGAAGAUCAGCAGUUUGCAGAACAGGACUGGACUCUUCUCAGGCAAUUGUUAUCGGAUCAGGAGACAAACCUGGACAUCAAAAACUCUGUCCCAGAAGACCUUAACUUAGCACAAUAUCUCAUCAACCAGACACUAUUUCUGGCACGAGACAGUUCACAACCUCAGGGUAAAGCACAGAUUGACACUUUCAGUAGAUGGACUGAACUGAUAUCUCCACUGGAUGAUUCUUCAGCAAGUAUCACAGUGGCAAGUUUUUCCUCUGAAGAUUGUUCUUCCCCUCAAGGGGAAUGGACAAUUCUUGAACUAGAAACCCAUCACUGAGGUGAUUAAUCGCUUGAGACAGGACUUCUUCCACCCCUCUUCUUCCCCCUAUACCUCUGCAGAUUAAUAUUUGAUGCAAUAUUUCCAUACAAUAAUAAAUAUUGCAUCAGUCAAGAAUAGUCAGUCCUUGACACUGAAAUGAUCUUUCCAUUAAGUGACCCAUUUCUAACUAAGAUUUAACUGCAGGCAAAAUAAACUUUUGGGAAUUUGUGGAUGUUUUCUAGAAACUAUUUUUGAGCAUGUCUUUUCUUUAGAUUCCUUUCCUAGGAAAACUAGAUGACCGAAGGAAAAAAAGGCUUUGUUUAAUCUUUCUCUUGUUAUUUGCCAUUUGCUCUUGUUCCUGGAUGCUCAAGAAAUUAAAAUAUGAAUGCAGAAUAAGUAGUGCUGUCCAUUUUCCUCCAUCGCUAUCCAUAUAGUGACUUUGUGACUUCUUCCAAGAUACAAGAUUCACAGUGUUUGUGUCAAAGAUGUGUGCCAACGGUACUUUAAAUACUAGAAAUGUGUUUGCAUUUGCAGAAAAGGUUUUGAUGCGACUGUUUUUGAACUGAUUUAUAAAGAGCAGCAUGAUUGGUUCAUUUUUGCCAGAUUGAUUUUGUAUCUUUUUUUGAAAAUUCAAUAAAUUUCUAAAUUUGUUUCUUUAAAUCUAAGCCUGCACAGAUAUUGCUGAAUGGGAUACAUACUGUUUCUUUUGUAGGAAGAAAUAAAUCAUUAUAAUGUUAAAUUUAAAAAA
Sphaerodactylus townsendi is the source of this 6203-nucleotide messenger RNA. RefSeq names its product BTB domain containing 8 (gene BTBD8). Lineage: Eukaryota; Metazoa; Chordata; Lepidosauria; Squamata; Sphaerodactylidae. The record is from RefSeq and is a predicted model, not a curated record. Gene Ontology annotation, molecular function: protein binding. The coding region runs from base 182 to 5473 and encodes 1763 amino acids. The transcript is spliced from 18 exons.